Molecule: messenger RNA, 1524 nt
Organism: Styela clava
Lineage: Eukaryota; Metazoa; Chordata; Ascidiacea; Stolidobranchia; Styelidae
Source: RefSeq, a predicted model, not a curated record
AUGCAGCAUUGCCCAGGGAAAUGGCACAAAGCACCCGAUGCUUUAUCACGCAAUCCCACAGCCUUGGAAAUAACAGAUACGAAAAAUGCAGUGAUGGACAUAGCACGAAAUGACCCAUCAUCUGAUGAAGUAACAACAACAGAGCAGUGCGAAGCUCGUGUUCACGCAAUUCAACAAUCUGUCAUCAACUCAAUAAAUGAUGACGAUGCGCUUGUGACCCUGGAUCACAUUAGAAGCCAUGGAAAGUCUGACAAAAGCUACAACAUACUCAUCAAAACAAUUGAGAAUGGAUUCCCUAACACAAGACAUGGGACACCGCCUGAAAUCCGGGAUUAUUGGGGUGUGAGAGAUCGCCUAUCAACUAAAGACAAUGUAAUACUAAUGGACUCUCGCAUAGUUAUUCCCACUCCCCUUCGCAAGACCAUACUGAGGUCACUACACUCUGCGCAUCAAGGGAUCACAGGCAUGAAAGCAAGAGCAAACCAAUCAGUCUAUUGGCCGGGCAUGAACGCCAUGAUCCGAAACUUUCGAUUUGGAUGCCUCACAUGCACGAAAUACGCUCCAUCUCAAACUAAAGAGCCAAUGAUAUCGAGCCCGGCGCCACAGUAUCCCUUUCAACACAUAUGCGCCGACUACUUUGUACUGGGGAACCACUGCUACCUAUCUGUUGUAGACAGAUUCAGUGGUUGGAUCAGUAUUUUUCAUUACCCACCACAUCGAUCAAUCACUAAAGAGCUCAUCAACUCAUGUCGUGGGUUAUUCACAUCCUAUGGAGCACCAGAAGAAUUUGACUCAGACGGUGGACCUCAAUUCACCUCAUCCGAAUUCCAGAACUUUUUAACUGAUUGGGGAAUAAAGCAUCGAAAGUCCUCAGCAUCUUACCCACAAUCUAAUGGACGGGCAGAGCUCGGAGUUAAAACUGCCAAGAGGAUCAUUCGUGAUAGCACAUCACCUGACGGUUCUCUGAAUAAUAAUAAGGCAGCACAGGCAAUCCUACAAUACAGGAACACUCCUCUGCAAAACAUUGAUCUCAGCCCAGCUCAGAUACUUCUGCAUAGACAACUGCGGGAUCACGUUCCUACAAAUCCACAGCAUUACGGUCCCCAUCCACAAUGGAUUAUAUCUGCAGGGGAACGUGAGCAGAAACUAGCUAACCGCCAUCACAUCAUUAUCGACAAAUAUAACAACACAUCGAGACAACUCCCUCCACUGUCAGUUGGGACAACAGUCGUUAUACAAUCACAAGUCCCAAACAAGCCACGACACUGGAACAGGACUGGUCGAAUUGUAGAAAUCCUACCUUACAGACAAUACAAAAUCAGAGUAGAUGGCUCGGGAAGAGUGACUAUACAAACAGACGAUUUAUACGACCUUGCAUCAUCAUUCAACCUCCGCCGAUCAUGCCAUUCUCACCAACAAUUCCCCCCAGCGGAGAGAGAGAUGAAGACAUUGGAAACUCUGGGAGUCAUAAUGCAGGAACUACUCAAGACACUCCGGUGGAAAUACAACCAAGUCAUCAUGUGA